AGAGCCGCUGAAGGAUAUCAGCUCAGGCGGAGGGAGAGAGGAGGGCACACGCGACAGAGGAGCGAGGCGUUGAGCACGGAGACGACGAAAGGGCGGAAAGAUGCGGUCGAAACACCUCCUAAAACCACGAAAAUGGCUCCAAAAUACGACACCGAGCGAGGCAGAUGACGGCGGGUAGACACGGCCUGAGAAAUGGGGAUUACCUGGAAGUUUAGCAAAUUACGUCAAAGAAUAAAAGGGAUCAUCUGAUCCAAGCGAAAUGGGGUUGACAUUUCACCCCCAUGGAGCCAUGAAUUGAAGGGUAUGGGAGAUUCGCACUGCUACAGGAAUUUGUAAGUAUCAUUUUCAAAAUAGAUUAAAUGGUUUCAGUAAAUUCUUUGCAUAUCUGUGCAUUGAGCUCUUCAAAUUUGUCGCAUUAAAUGUACUUUGGUUUUUACUAACCACUACUUAACGCAUACAUAACUGAAUAAAUAGUGUAUAUUUACACUUCUGUGUAUAUCAUUAUUACGAAAUGCAGCUUGUUUUUAUGUGCAUUAUCCAAAUUUCUUUUGACAAGUAGUAAUGACAGUUCUGCCCCCUAGUGUAUAAUGUGGCCAGUCACAGACGCAUCAAUAAAAAAAAAAAUUCUAAUGGUGCGUUCACACCAAACGCGCUGCGAAUAUUCGCAACGCUUUACUCACGUCAGUUUACUCGCCCGACAAGGUGUCUUCAUUCGCGAAAAGGGUGUGUGGCUUGUCUCCGUAAAAACAGUUAUAAUUUCCGCCAUCCAUCACGGAAGAAAUAACCACUAGUUCUGCUUUAUACUUGUUGUGGACAUCCCAUAAACGUCGGAACAUCUAACACCCUCGUGUCUGGGUUCAUAACAUCAUCCCUAGGCUCACACAACUCAGUGAAUUUCACCGACUAUGUCUCGAUUACUUCCGCUACCAGAGCAGCAGCAGCAGCCAGGUGGACGGAGUGUCUCAACGCUGAUUGGCUUUCGCAACUUCGUGAGUUGCGAAAGUUUUGCCAAAGUUUAAAUAUUUCAACUCUGGCGAAAAUUUCAUGCGCCCGGCGAAAUUCGCAACCAUUCGUGUCUGUGCAUUGACUUUGCAUGGGAUCUACUCACGCGAAAAAUUUAGUGAUCAAGAGGCAUUUCAUUGUUAGUUUUAAAAUGAUUAUGUAAGUGAGUGUUAAUGAUGGCCUUUUGACAAGCUAGCUAACCUUAAAAUCUUUGAUUAUUCUUUUUCAUAUCCCAUGAUAAAACCAAACGCAUUGCCCUCAAAUCAAUCAGUUAAAACACUGACAUUUUCAAACGGAACGUGGUUUCUUCACCCAAAGGUCAAUCAAUAGCUCAGUCAUUGGCAUGCUGGGCCUACGCUUAGCUCAAGACAGCAAAAAGCCGCUGAGUUGUGGCGCAAGCCAUUGAAAUUGGUGGGUUUUAGAUCACAUUUUGUGAAAAAGCCAUUAACCGUGGUUCCAAAUUUCAUGUAUCCGAUUGGCGGUGUGACGAGUAUUGACCUGCAAUCUUUUUGCUCCAGCAUCAUUUAUCCUUUUUAGAGUUUUACUCAAAUGAAAGAGUUGUUAAAAAAAAAACCACCGAGCCAGGGCGGAUAAAUGCUCUAAGUUAGCAAACUGGUGGCAUUUUGCCAAAGUAAUCGUAGAACAAGGAUUUGCUCAUUUGACGGUGAGAAACUUUUUAGCUUUCAACAUAGAAACCACAACAAUUUAUUGUGAUAAGAAGUGCAUCAUCAUGAAAUCUCUGGAACAAUACCCAUUAACAUUAAAGACCUACUCGUUCUGAUCAGUAUAGCAAAACAUUACACAUUAAAGCUAGAACAUUGAAUAUCUUUCUAUGAACAACAAUAAAACAAAUGAUAGAAGUUGCGCUGAGUCGAGAAAAAAGCAAAUUAUUUAGCUUCUCUCUUCAGAUUAAUUAAUUUUUCUUUAAGUUUCAUAAGUAGCUGUAGAACGGGUCAGGAGUCCUUAACGCAGAAGGAUUUUUUCUCAAAAAGAACAUUAAAUAAAACCAAACUAUACAGCUAGCAAUAUGAUUUUGUUGACUUGAGAAAAUUUAUUUUGGUCGAUUUGACAAUGUAAACAAAAAGGGUUUCCAUUUUGCAAUCAUUUGACCACUCUGAGAUGAGUUUCCUAAGAGCACAAAAAUGCACCAAAUGCACAAGAACUUCCAGCCUCCCUGAGUGACACGUUGGGUUCACGUCUGCACAAGCCUUUGUUAAAAAUGCAGGGUGCAAGAGCAGUGUCUCUAGAUAGUUGCAAAACCCCUAAAAAGAGUUUAUAGUAUUAAGACACAUAAUUCACAUUUCAUUGGUGAAGCAAUAAUGGUAAAAGUAAAAUGUUUGCUGUAUUUGGCCUCCCCCAUACAUUGUCAACCCCUAUUGGAUGCACAACCGUAGGCUUACAAUAAGUCUUGUUGGUAACUGAUCUCGACGGUUGCAGUAUUUUUGGUUUUAAUAGAAUCCAGGCUUCUGUUGAAAAGGAACAAUGGCUUGUAUUUUAAUACAAUUUCCAGCAAUAACAUUUGCUGUAGAGAACAUCAACUAUUAAUCUAUAGUUAUUAUUGAUUUUUUUUUUUUUCCUCACAUUCAAAUGAUUGUAUGCUGGAAAGCGUUGGUUUUUUCUGUCAUCUUUUGUCAGUUGUAAUUAACAUUUAAAAUCUAAAGACCCAAGCAUGUUGAGUAAUCCACUGAUUUGCUAUCUGUGUGAAUGUGAUGUGCGUUGAUACGGGUAUCAUUCAUUGUUUCUUAUCUUUUCCACAGCGGAGACAUGAAGACAUGGCGUGAAGAUUUUCGAAUUUUGAAGAAACAGAAGACAGCUCUACACCACUCCACUGGAUAUUGCUGAAGUGGAGACAGCGUUCGUUGUUUAACGUGAAGAUGGAAAAGGGAUUUGGCAGUUAGCCCAAAUUUGACAAGAUGAACCCUUUUUGUUUUUUACUGGACUAUGACACGUGGAUUUUUAUUUUUGCUGACAACAUGGACACUGGAACACUGUUGCUGGCUGUAUAGUGAACUUGAGAAUUUUUUUGGGGGGGGAACGCAAAAUCAGCAUUUGUACAUUUGAUUUUCAAAUAUUGUUUUUAAAUAAAGUGUAUGACCUCGUAUUUUUUCCCCUUGCUUUGUUUCAAUAACUACCUAUACAGAAAGUUGCAAUAGGAUAUUGAGCAUACUAUUUUGAUACUGUUUAAGUCCUUUGGCUCGGCUGUUGGUUUGAAUAUUUCCGCUAAUCGGCACAACAAAUAAAUUUGGUUAGCACUGACUUUGUUUCACUAGCGUUACUCAUCAAUGUCUGCUAAUUCAUAGACUAGCAUAAGUUCUUUCCGGUAGGCUUCGUACUCGGUUGAUAGUCUUGUUCUCUUAUUUAAGCGUUGUUGUACGAAGACAAUUUAUUACGCGAUUAGUGCUUGAAGAAAAGUUAGUUCCAAUCAGUCCCAAGUCUUUGCUUAACCCAUUAAAACAGUCGAAGAACACACAUUGUGUAAGGUAUUAGCAAGUAGCAACAAAGGAUUUGGCCUGAACAGAAAUGGUUUCCAAAGGCUUUCUAAAAUGGCUCCUGGUUGUCCUUCUUCCUGUCUGAGCAGGAAGUGAUGCAAUUGGUGCAACACAAAUUAUAUACUUUAAAGUCUCUCAGUAUUCGUACCUUUCUAUGAAGUUUGAAGUAAAGGUCUCAACCUCAGGUAUUGGUCUUUAAAUUACUUUAAAUUGAUAUAAAAGCAUAUUUUAAACAUAAUAAAAGGGGUGGGACUUAAACAUCACCUGAGUGUGUGGUAAAUGGAAAUAACGUCAAUCAAAGGGAAAGCUUUCAGAGCUAGGAAGGAGCUCUAGAUGGCGGCUGAGCCUUGGGAAGGGUGCCAUGGGCUUUCGUCAGACCGUUUCUCUCGGCCGUUUUUCGACGGAGACCACUCGAUUCUGACAACAAUUAAAUAGCUUUGAUCGUGCGAUCGACGUUUUACCGGGAUUUUGGGCUUUUUGCGUGUAUUUCCGGGCUGUUUCUUCGAGCUGAACGAGCCGUCUGCUGAACGAGCGCUGGUCGUUGUUUUCCAUACUGGCCGCCAUGGCGCGCCUCCAUUUUUAGUGUGCUGCUCGCCUCUGUCGCUCUGAGUCUGACAGCAGAUGCAGACUUUAAAGGCCUAAAAGCUUUUCGAUCCAAACGCUUUUUCUUUCUUAUUUAUUGGUUUAGUUAUUCUUUUUUUUGUUUAGUUUUUUUUACAGCUUGCUGCUUUUUUAUUCGAGUCGGAUAAAAACCCCGUGAUGCAGCUAACGUGAAUCUAAUAGUUCAUUUAUAGGUUACAACCUUUCUUCACAUUGAAUUGUUCUGUUUACAUUGUGUAGUUUAUAAUUAACUGAUUUUCUCAUCCUUAAAUGUUAUUUGUCUCACUCUUCAUGUGAUGACGCAGUUAUAAUUAAUUGCAUGCGGCUUGAUCCGUGUACUAUAUUGAAGGACGUACGUUCGCUAUUAUAGCAGCAUUUUUCAUAUUUCUUAGCUCUAUUUUAAAUUAGUAAUGUAAAUAAUAAUACUCCAAUCUUUCGAUUUAAUCCCCCUUUCUUAACUCGUGUCGCACCGCCUGUUUUUUCUUUUUUUUUGCUGCCACUUGAGCAAAGGCUAUUGGUGGGACUUUUAUGAUAGUUCAUGCUUGCUCUAACUUUUUGACAGUAAAUACCAGGACAAAAGAUCAUCCUAUCAAAGAUUAUCAGGAUACUACCAUGAUGAAGAAUAAAAGUAAAAAACAAGACGAUGAAGGAUCGACUCAAAGCAAUGCAUCAAGCAAUUCAGCCUCAGAGGAAUCCAACCGCUCAGCGUCGGAGUCGGGAAGUCAUUCAGAGAGCGAGCAUGGCAGUGAGAGGAGGAGAUCCCACAACUCUGAGUCAAACAGCUCCUCAGAGUCAGAGUGUCACUCGGAGUCAGAGAGCGAGUCUGCAGAGUCCAAAUCACAGCAAACCUCAGCAGAAGUGAAAGACAAGCCAGUUAGAAAGAAGGAGCGACUGGCAGACGUGAAGAAGAUGUGGGAUGAACAUCCAGAUGUGUAUGGAGUCCGGAGGUCAAAUCGUAGUAGACAGGAGCCGGCUCGUUUAAACAUCGGAGCUGGGGGCAGCAGUGACUCUGAGAGUGAAAGUCCCAAGAGAAAAACCUCCCGAGCUAAGAAAAAAGAAGAUAUCUGGAACUCAAAUGAUGAAGACGAGGAGGAGGAGGCUUCCGACAGUACAGACAGUGAGCAGGAAGAGAAAAAAGUUAGAUCCAGACGACUUCCUGCUAGAAGACCGCAGACCAAAUCAUCAACCAACAAAAAGCAACCGUCUCAAAAAAGCAGGAAGUCCAAGAAACAGGACUCAUCUGCUGAAGAAGAUGACGAUGACGAGGACGACGAUGACGACGACGAGGACGACGAUGACGACGACACUCCAAAGAGACAGACUCGAAGAAGGGGUGCAACAAAAGUCAAAAGUUAUAAAGAGGACCAACAUGACUUUGAAACCGACUCUGAUGACCUGAUUGAAAUGGUGGGGGAGGCAGGCGAGGAGCUGCAGGAUGAAGACAGUGAGACCAUUGAGAAGGUUAUGGACACCAGGACCGGCAAAAAAGGAGCCACCGGGGCUUCCACUACUGGGUAUUCUGUGCAAGAAAAUGGGGACCCGGGUGAAGGCUUUGACCCCGAGAACGAUGAAGGGGAGACUCACUAUCUGAUCAAGUGGAAGGGCUGGUCCUACAUCCACAACACGUGGGAGAGCAUGGACUCUCUGCUGCAGCAAAAGGUCAAGGGACUAAAGAAGCUGGACAACUACAAAAAGAAACAAGAAGAGCUCAAUUCAUGGUUGAACAGGGUGUCCCCUGAGGAUGUGGAAUUUCAUAACUGCCAACAGGAGCUCAUAUCUGACUUGAACAAGCAGUUUCAGAUUGUGGAGCGCAUUAUCGCAAUAAAAACAGCAAAGACACCAGCAUCCUCUGACUUCCCCUCUCAUAGUCACAAGACACCAUCCUCCAAUGAGCCAGAGUAUCUGUGCAAGUGGAUGGGCUUGCCCUAUUCAGAGUGCAGCUGGGAGGAUGGAGCUUUGAUUGGAAAGAAGUAUCAGCACUGCAUUGACAGCUUUAUGAACCGAAACUCCAGCAAAACCUUCCCCUCUAAAGACUGCAAGGUCUUAAAGCAAAGACCAAGGUUUGUUCCUCUGAAGAAACAACCAUCGUAUAUUGGAGAUGAUAACCUUCAACUGAGAGAUUAUCAGCUGGAUGGCUUGAACUGGUUGGCCCACUCCUGGUGCAGGUGCAAUAGUGUUAUUCUCGCUGAUGAGAUGGGGCUGGGAAAGACCAUCCAGACCAUCUCCUUCCUGUCGUACCUGUUUAAUCAGCAUCAGCUGUAUGGACCCUUCUUAGUGGUGGUCCCUCUGUCCACGCUCACCUCCUGGCAGAGGGAGUUCGACACCUGGGCUCCUCACAUGAACGUGGUGGUCUACCUCGGGGAUGUCAUGAGCAGGAAAUCGAUUCGUGACUACGAGUGGGUGAACCAUCAAACGAAAAGAAUCCGUUUCAGUGCACUAUUAACCACCUAUGAAAUUCUACUCAAAGACAAGGGGGUGCUUGGGAACAUCAACUGGGCGGUUAUGGGUGUGGAUGAAGCUCACAGGCUGAAGAAUGAUGACUCCCUGCUGUACAAAACAUUGAUGGAGUUCAGGUCUAACCACAGGCUCCUCAUUACUGGGACUCCGCUGCAGAACUCCCUCAAAGAGCUCUGGUCACUGUUGCACUUCCUCAUGCCUGACAAGUUUGAUUCCUGGGAGGAUUUUGACGAAGUACACGGGAAAGGAACGGAUAACGGUUAUCAGAGUCUCCACAAAGUCCUCGAGCCCUUCCUUCUGCGACGUGUUAAGAAAGACGUGGAGAAAUCGCUCCCAGCCAAAGUAGAACAGAUUCUCCGGGUAGACAUGACUGCACAGCAAAAACAAUUCUACAAGUGGAUUUUAACGAGGAAUUAUAGAGCUCUUUACAAAGGGCCCCGAGGCAGCUCCUCUGGCUUCCUGAACAUAGUUAUGGAGCUUAAAAAGUGCUGCAACCACAGUUUUCUCAUUAAACAGCCAGAAGAUGUAGACACUGAAACCCAACAGGAACACAUGCAGAGUGUCGUGAGGGGCAGUGGGAAGCUGGUGCUGCUGGACAAGCUGCUGACCAGACUCCGAGAAAGAGGCAACCGAGUCCUGAUCUUCUCCCAGAUGGUCAGGAUGUUGGACAUUCUGGCUGAAUACCUCGCCAAGAAUCGCUACCCAUUCCAGCGGCUGGACGGUUCCAUAAAGGGAGAAAUACGAAAGCAAGCACUCGACCACUUUAAUGCAGAAGGCUCAGAGGACUUCUGCUUCCUGUUGUCCACCAGAGCUGGAGGUUUAGGGAUAAAUUUGGCCUCGGCAGACACCGUCGUCAUCUUUGACUCUGACUGGAACCCUCAAAAUGAUCUGCAGGCACAAGCCAGGGCUCACAGGAUCGGCCAGAAGAAACAGGUGAAUAUUUAUCGACUGGUCACCAAAGGGACAGUGGAGGAGGACAUCAUUGAGAGGGCAAAGAAGAAGAUGGUCUUGGACCAUCUUGUCAUUCAGAGAAUGGACACCACCGGUCGGACUGUACUUGACAGCAACUCAGGAAACACAAAUUCAAACCCAUUCAACAAAGAAGAACUGACUGCCAUCCUCAAGUUUGGUGCAGAGGAGCUUUUCAAAGAGGCAGAAGGAGAGGAGUCUGAACCGCAGGAGAUGGAUAUCGAUGAGAUCUUGAGGUUGGCUGAAACAAGAGAAAGUGACCAGGGCUCAAGUGCUACGGAUGAACUUCUAUCUCAGUUUAAGGUUGCCAAUUUCUCAAGCAUGGAAGAGAGCGUUCCAGAGCUUGUGGAUAGGCCCAUACGGGAAUGGGAUGAUAUCAUCCCUGAAGAGCAGCGACGGAAAAUUGAGGAGGAGGAGAAGCAGCGGGAGAUGGAUGACAUCUUCAUGCUGCCCAGGAGCAGAAGCUCUAACAAGAGGGCUCAGGCAAAUGAUAGCGACAGUGAUGUGGGCUCCAAGCUGAAGAACCGCUCCUCAGGCUCUGAAAGUGAGACUGAUGAUAGUGAUGACGACAAGAGGCCAAAGAAGAGAGGCAGACCCAGAGCCCGCAAAAACCAUGUGGAGGGUUUCACUGAUGCAGAGAUCCGCAGGUUCAUUAAGGCAUACAAGAAAUUUGGAUCUCCACUCGAAAGGUUGGAGGCCAUCGCCCGAGACUCUGAGCUGGUUGACAAAUCCAUUGCAGACCUGAAGAGACUUGGUGAACUGAUUCACACUAGCUGUGUGACUGCAGUGCAGGAGCAUGAGGAGCACCUCAAAGAGAACCCAGUUGAAGCUAAAGGUCCUGGGAAGCGGCGAGGAAUUAACAUCAAGAUCUCGGGAGUGCAGGUCAACGCCAAGUCCAUCAUCCAGCACGAGGAAGAGUUUGAGCCCCUGCACAAAGUGGUGCCCUCCAAUCCUGCUGAGAGAAACAAGUUCAAUCUGACAUGCAGAGUCAAGAUAGCCCACUUUGACUUUGACUGGGAGCUGCAGGAUGACGUUCAGCUCUUGCUUGGUAUCUAUGAGCACGGCUUUGGCAACUGGGACCUGAUCAAGACGGAUCCUGACCUUAAACUCGCUGACAAGAUUCUCCCAGACGACCCAAGUAAGAAGCCUCAGGCCAAGCAGUUGCAGGCGAGAGCCGAGUAUCUUCUCAAGCUGCUGAAAAAAGAACAAGACAGCACAGACCUGUCUAAAACAGUGGAGGAGUCUGUUCCCCCAAAGGUUAAAGUGAAGAAGAGGAAGCCUCGAGUGAAAAAGGAGAACAAGAUUCUCAAGGAUGAGCAGGGCAACGACAUCUCCUCCCCCCGCCUGUCCGACAACCCGUCGGAGGAGGGCGAGGUCAAGGAUGAUGGAACGGAGAAGUCCCCUGCCAAGAAAAGACAAAAGAAAAAGGACAACAAAGAGAACAAAGAAAAACAGGGAACUCCUAAAAAGGAAAAGGACGGGGACAAAGAAAAAAAGGGUGCCAAGCCCAGAAAAGAAAAGGCUAAAGGAGUUAAAGGGAAGAAGACUGAAGGUCCAGUUCACAUAACGGCUGGGUCCGACCCCGUUCCCAUUGAAGGGAAGGAGGAUGAUGAACUUGACCAGGAUACUUUCAGUGUUUGUAAGGAGCGCAUGAGGCCGGUGAAAAAGGCCCUGAAGCAGCUGGAUAAACCAGACGAGGGUCUGUCUGACCAGGAGCAGCUCCAGCACACUCGCACAUGCCUACUGAAGAUUGGAGACCGAAUCACAGAGUGCCUUAAAGCCUACAGUGACCCUGAACAUGUCAAAAUAUGGCGGAGAAACCUCUGGAUUUUUGUGUCCAAGUUUACAGAGUUUGGUGCCAGGAAGCUUCACAAGCUUUACAAAAUGGCACAAAAGAAGCGAUCGCACGAGGAAGAGAAGGAGCAGAAGAAGAAGGAGGAUUCUGGAGGGAGGGGGAAAAACUUCCGACCAGAGUCCUGUGGUUCCAGUAGAGACUCCACGGGUACUCAGUCGUCCUCUAAACCCGGAUCUCACUCGACUCAGGCAGGCCCCCACGGGCACCACCGAGAGUCAUACAACUCGACUAAUAAGCGGCACUUUGGCAAUGAUGAUAGAGGAGACUGGCAGAGGGACCGUAAGUACAAUUACCCAAGUAACAGCAACCCGUCGUGGCAGGGAGACCGACAUCAUCCGUAUGAUCGCUACAAGGAUCACUAUGGCGAUCGACGACCACAUGGAGACUCGUACCGCAGCUCAGGCAGUUACCGCAACAACAGCCCCCCUCGAAAAAGGCCGUACGAGCAGUACGGCAACGACCGGGACCACCGGGGUCAAAGACCCUAUUAUGACAGGCAUUCAGAUCCCAAAAGGAGGCGUUCUGAUGAAUUCCGUACCAACUACCACCAGGGAAGAGAAGGCCCUCUACAGGACUUCCGGAGGAUGCCGGAGCAGAGGCCAACGGGUCCACCCGGGCCAGAGCACUAUAGCAGGCCCUUCCACCCCGACAAAGCUCCCCCGCUGCAGGACCCUCGCUCCCCGCAGACUCACAAGUCUCCCCAGGACUCUCGCUCUUCACCAGAGCGGCCUGCAGAGCCAAAUGCCACAGCAGAACCGAACUGGAACAACAGGAAAACAUAAAAGGAAGCCAAGGCUGCUGAUGGAGUCUGGACUUGCCAAUUAUAAGCUCACAGUUGGAAAGGAGAUCAACUCUCUUUACCAGCAAAACUACUUUGCUCUAUUCUCCCAGUGACACUUGCUGUGAAUGACGCCAUGAAGGAAGAAGUUUGUUUAUCUGUCAUCUUCAUGGUAAAAGAAAACUGAAACAAGCAUCUUUAUUUAAAUGAAUUGACUCAAAUCAGUCUACAUGGUAAGACUGAGAGGAGUGCUUAUGGAUGCUUAGUCCCGUGGACUAUUUUCUAAGGAGAAUUUAGGAUACAAGAACUGAUGACUGAUCUCAAUCCUAAAAGUGCCUGAAGGCUUUUGGCCUUUCUGAAUGGUAAAUGUUGGGAUUUUUCCCAAAGGAAGCAUGACAUGGACAUUAUUUAGCUGUAAGUAUUGCAAAUGAUGUCAUUAGAAGAUUUCAAUACGAAGCCAUGUGGAAUGUGUAACGUGUUCGUCAUCAUCUGCACCUCGAACAUGUAGCUGAAUCACCAUGUGGGUUAAAAUGGUGAUGUGUUGGCACGGCCUAAUUCUUCUGAAAUUUGAAUGACCAACGAAGCCAGUAUGUUUCCUCUAAACACUACAAGUCGUUUGAAAAUGUUUUUUAGCAAACUCGUAUGACUCGUGUACAAAUGAUCCUUAUUUCUGUACUUGUGUAGCUGUAUAAAUCAUUGCAAUCCUCUUGCUUUGUUCACUUUCCCUCUUGCUAGGCCCGAUGAAAUGGAAGCUUUGUAAGCAGUAUUUAUUGCAACAUAUUGUGCAAAGGCUGAUAACACUAUAACUUGGGACAAUCCUUUUUAUUUUUGAUGCCUUUCAGUAUUCUGGUGGCUAAGUAUGGUACAUCAGUGUAGUUUCAUUAAUUCAUCUUUCCACCCACAGUAUGUAAGUUCUCAAUGAUGUCUGAAAAUACUUUGUGAUAAAACAUUUUCUUUCCUUAUCUAUUGUUUGGUAAUGCUGUUGCCGGUAGGUUGUUUCAAGGUUAUCAGGGUUUUGCUGAUGACAUUUAAUUAUUUGUAUUACCUUCGGUCACCCUUUUCCUGUGCCAAACCUGCUCUGGUCCUCAACAGUUUUUUUUUUUUUUAAAUGCUUCUCCAUUUGUGCCUUAUUUAUGUGUGUAUUAUCAUACUGUAUAUUCAUGGACAGUACUGGGGCCUAAUACAGGCAGGGUGUAGUAUUACAGUGUCAUUUUAAGGAAAUUGCUCAAAGUGAACUGGUUAAGGGACCACUUAUUCUGGUAAUCGUCAUGCGGUUCCGUGGUUUCCAAAAAGUGUUGUCGAAUUUGAUGAGAAAAAGCUCAAUUUAAAGAAAUCCCGUGUGUUUCGCCCCGGGCACUUAGCGGACCUGUUGCAGUGAACAGCCAGCGUUAAGCAAGCGCCUGUUCCUGUAUCGAAAGUUCUUUAAGAAAGUCUAAUAGUUUAUAUUUGUGACAAAACCACUCUUCGUGAGAAAUGUGCUGUACAUAUGUUUGGACAUAUGUAAUAAACUUUGUUACACACUGAAAA
Cyclopterus lumpus (lumpfish) is the source of this 11677-nucleotide messenger RNA. It is a transcript of the gene chd2, whose product is annotated as chromodomain helicase DNA binding protein 2. The record is from RefSeq and is a predicted model, not a curated record. Gene Ontology annotation, cellular component: chromatin; nucleus. The transcript is spliced from 41 exons. Lineage: Eukaryota; Metazoa; Chordata; Actinopteri; Perciformes; Cyclopteridae. Gene Ontology annotation, biological process: nucleosome organization; regulation of transcription by RNA polymerase II. The coding region runs from base 4620 to 10154 and encodes 1844 amino acids. Gene Ontology annotation, molecular function: chromatin binding; ATP-dependent chromatin remodeler activity; ATP hydrolysis activity.